CAUACUAAACAACAUUUAUUUUCGUCCGUACUAUUCGCGUGCGGUUUUCGAGUGCGACCAGCUGGAUUCGCUGGUGAUGCUCGCGGUUUUUGUGUUGGGGGAAUUUCGGUGCCCGAAUCCAAAGCCUUGUCCUGUUUGGUAAAUACGACCUUCACGACCAAUGCGCGUUGGCGGAUAGCGCGUAGGUUGAUCCAAACUAGCCAGGCGUGGGCAAAUGUUCAGUUUCCGCUCGGUUCAGUUUCACCGUGCACCGUGUAGUGCUACCGUUACAGUUUCUAAGCAGCCAUCAAACAGUUGUUGUUAAGUUAUAACGUAAGAUUGGCCAAGAUCAUCUAACAGUGCUAACGAGCAAAAGCAACUACAACAAGGGCAGCAGCAAGGAACGGAACUGAAACUUCCAAUCUGCCCGUUCCGGAUUCACCAUUCACUUUCGGUUCCCUUCAACCGUCGCCCAUUCAACCCACGCCGUAACCGUUGUAGCAGUAGCGUCAACUUUGAGCAAAAACCCCAACGAUGCCUAUCUUGAAGAAAUAUACCCAAAAACCGGGCGUAACAACUCGUCGUUGCACUGCUAUGCAAAGCGAGCAAGCGAGCGCCACUAAUACCAACCAGCAGCAACCAGAGACCAAGCAGCCCGGUACGGUAGGUGGUCGUGGGCGAUCAAGUCAACCGAGUUUGGCCGAAGCGAAGAAGCAGGGCAAGAAAAGGAUGAGCGCGAAUCGGCGGCAAAGUGAGGAACCGGCGUUCCAGGAUCAGCAGCUGCUGGACAUCUACCAGAAUGCGAUCAGCUCGAGCGAAAGGCCACGGUUUGCGACGGGCGUCGUGUACGACGAUCGAUUCCUCCUGCACCGCUGCCUGUGGGAUCCGAACUACCCCGAGUGCCCGGAACGGUACCUGGAGGUGAUGAAGCGAAUAGAGAUCGAGCAACUGAUCGACCGGUGCACGUUCGUACGGCCACGGCUGGCCACCGAGGAGGAGAUACGGCUCAAGCAUACGCAGCAGCACCUGGAAACGCUGAAAGCGACACGCGGCUCCCUAGAUAAGGUGCAGCUAGAGGAUCUAAGCUCGCACUACGACGCCAUCUUCAUCCAUCCGGGAUCGUACGAGACAAGCCUGCUGUCGGUGGGUAGCACGAUGGCACUCGUCGAAGCCGUUUGCAAGGGCGAGAUCCAGAACGGAAUGGCCAUAGUACGGCCACCCGGCCAUCACGCCAUGACCGCCGAGUUCAACGGGUAUUGCUUCUUCAACAACGUCGCGAUUGCCGCCCAGCACGCGCUCGAUAAGCUCGGAUUCAGCCGGAUCCUCAUCGUCGAUUGGGAUGUGCACCACGGGCAGGGCACGCAGCGGAUGUUCUACUCCGAUCCGAGGGUGCUGUACUUCUCCAUCCACCGCUACGAGCACGGUACCUUUUGGCCCAACCUGCGCGAAUCAGACUUCGACUUUGUCGGCUCUGGUAAGGGCGAGGGCUUCAACUUCAAUGUCCCCCUGAACGCUAUCGGAAUGGAAAAUGCGGACUACCUCGCCAUCUGGCACCAGCUACUAUUACCGGUCGCUACCGAGUUCAAUCCGGAGCUGAUAAUCGUAUCUGCCGGCUACGAUGCCGCAUUCGGCUGCCCAGAGGGCAUGAUGAACAUAACGCCUGCAUUCUACGCACACCUGCUAAGCCCGCUGCUGUCGCUGGCACAGGGCCGGGUAGCGGUGGUACUGGAGGGGGGCUACUGCCUGGAAUCGCUGGCCGAGGCAAGCAUGCACACUCUCAAAACGCUGCUCGGCGAUCCGUGCUCCAAGCUGGCCGACCCGCUGACGGCACCGUGCGCGAGCAUCCGCGAAACGAUACUGAACUGCAUCGCCAGCCAUCGAAGCUACUGGAAGAGCCUGCAGCUAAACGAGCUGUACAAUGUGGAGGAUUACAACAAUGUAACCCCGCAAGAAAACUUCCACAAGCUGCCCGAGUACAGGUUCGAACCGGAACCGCCACGAUCCAGUGAGGCUCGCUACGAAACGCGUAACUGCUAUCCGGUGCAGUCGGUAGACGAGCGGAAGCGAAUCCACGACCGGCUGGUACAGUUGCGUCUGGCAACGGAUCUAAGCUACCCGGCCGAACGGCUUUGCUACGUAUACGAUGAGGCUAUGCUCGAGCACCAAAACAUCAGCGAUGCGCUACAUCCGGAAUGUCCGGCCCGUAUAGCGAACAUAUAUCAGCGGCUCGUAGACGACUACCAGUUGGCGAAACGGAUGAAGCGGGUCGCGACCAUGCCGGCAACGGUGGACGAACUGUGCCUCGCGCACGAUCGCGAGCACGUGGAGCGGAUGCACGCGAUCGGCGAGCACUCGGCUGAGCUGAAAGCGCUGGCAGAAUCGUACAAUUCCGUCUACCUGCAUCCGAGCACGUUCACUAGCGCUGCGAUGGCCGCCGGCUCGGUGGUUCAGGUUGUUCACGAGGUGAUGAGUGGGUGUAGCCGCGCCGGACUGUGCAUCGUGCGGCCACCGGGCCAUCACGCCGAACCGAACGAACCGCAUGGGUUCUGUAUCUUCAACAAUGUGGCUGUCGCAGCCCGGGUCGCACUCGAGCAGCACCAUCUGAAACGGGUGCUGAUUGUCGACUGGGACGUGCACCAUGGCAAUGGGACGCAGCACAUCUUUGAGGAGGAUCCCCGCGUGCUGUACAUCUCGGUGCACCGCUACGAUAACGGAACGUUCUUCCCGCGCGGUACCGACGGGAACUAUACGAUGGUCGGUCAUGGCAAGGGGGCCGGGUUCACCGUGAACGUACCCUGGAACCACAAGUCGAUGGGCGACCUAGAGUAUAUGGCCGCCUUCACCUCGGUCAUCCUGCCCAUCGCGUACGAGUUCGACCCGGAGCUGGUGCUGGUAUCGGCCGGGUUCGAUGCGGCAAUCGGUGACCCGCUCGGCGGUUGCCGCGUCACACCGGAAGCGUACGGUUACUUCACGCAGUGGCUCUCGUCAUUGGCCGGCGGGCGCAUCAUCGUCUGCCUCGAAGGCGGCUACAACGUGAACACGAUCUCGCACGCAAUGGCCAUGUGCGCGAAGGCGCUGCUCGGCGAUCCGUUGCCAAUGCUGCAAGCGAUCACACCCCAACACCAGUCGGCCACGGUGACGGCUUCGUGCUAUGAAACGCUACGGAAUGUCAUUGCGGUGCAGAGCAAGCACUGGAGUGCGUUAUGUUUCGGCAACCAGAAGCUGCCAAACUUCAGCAGCAGCUUCGAGCUUAGCGCUAUGCUGAAGAAUGUCACCCUAAGCGAGCGGAGCGGUGGCGGCGGCGACGGCGGUGGCGACGGAGCGAACCCACUACCCUCGACAGCAGCUGGUUCCAGUGGCUCAGGAGAUGGCCCUUCCGGGACGGCGAGCACGUCCACAUCGAAGCAGACGCUUACCGAGUUUCUCCGAGAAAACAUGCAGGCACUUGAAAACGAAGAAAUGUUUGCCAUCGUCCCCAAGCAGGACUGUCCCCAUUUGAAGCUGCUGCAAUCUGAGACGAUCCCUGCUACAUUUUUAAAUCACCUCACCGCACCCUGCACCAACUGCGGUUCGCGGUCCGAGAACUGGAUGUGCCUGAUCUGCUAUGGCAUCUACUGCGGACGGUACGUCGGUCAGCACAUGGUACAGCACAGUACCGACACGCCCCACCACCCGAUCGCCAUCAGCUUUAGUGAUCUGUCCGUAUGGUGUUACGGUUGCGACAGCUACAUCGACAAUGUGGCGCUCCAUCCCUACAAAACGCUAGUCCAUAUGGCCAAGUUCGGCGAACCGUUUCACUGGUCGUACGGCAGCAACGUGUCGCUGGAGGUGGUACGAACAGACGGCGGCGCAGGGGACGCACAGGGUCAGCCAUCGCGCUCAACCGAUUGAUAUUCGAACACCUCCAGGAUACUGUUCCGUGUGCUUGUGCUAAUUUUAUUGAAGCACAUGCUGAUCGCUUACUUCAAGUAGGGCUAGAGGUGCCAAGUGUUAAUAAUACACAUUCCCGUUUAUUCUGCUGCUAUCUGAAGCUACACGCGUUUUGGCAGCAGUUGUAACCAAUGAUCGAGGCGUGUGUUUGCAUGUUACUCCUAGUUAAAACCAUGUUGUGUCACCUUACCUUAUCGAGUUACUGUGCUCAGAUGUAUUACAAAUAAUUAAAUGAAAAAAAGAGAAGGAAAACAACGAUCCAAAUGCAAAUAGAACUUAACAGAUUGUUAGGGAAAAAGCACACUACUCACUGCGAAACUAAAACAAGCACAGUAACAGUAACAAUCCAGGGCGCCCGCAGGAUUAACUAAAGAGCAAUAAAUCGUAUCCUAAUCCAAUUCAA
Messenger RNA from Anopheles aquasalis, 4312 nucleotides. RefSeq names its product histone deacetylase 6 (gene HDAC6). NCBI's taxonomy places the organism in Eukaryota, Metazoa, Arthropoda, Insecta, Diptera, Culicidae. Gene Ontology annotation, biological process: epigenetic regulation of gene expression. The record is from RefSeq and is a predicted model, not a curated record. Gene Ontology annotation, cellular component: histone deacetylase complex. Gene Ontology annotation, molecular function: zinc ion binding; histone deacetylase activity.